Sphenostylis stenocarpa is the source of this 3474-nucleotide messenger RNA. Lineage: Eukaryota; Viridiplantae; Streptophyta; Magnoliopsida; Fabales; Fabaceae. The record is from the annotation of a GenBank genome assembly.
AUGCCUCACAGAGCAACUUACUUUUUCCCGAGGCAGUUCCCCGAAAGAGGGUUGGACGAGUCUUCGAAACAGAGAUUGGAUCACGAAAAGAGAAAAAUCGUCAACUCCAUCAAAUCAUCAGAUACGACUUUUGCCUUUGAAAGCGACGCGCCGAAAAAGCCAACACCGAUUCCCACGCCUGCCACCAAAGACGACGGCAACGCCGUUUUCUCAUCCGGUAAGCAAUCCGCGGUCUCCGACCUCUUCACCGGCUCCGACAAGUUCCGCUACAAGCAGAAACAAAUCGCCGCCUUCUGCGAUUGGUUGAUUGACAAAAAGAAGGACCGCAACCGACCGACUCACCAUUUCAAACCCUACCCCACCGAGGACGACGAGGAAGAAGAUGAACGCGAGCUUCUACUUCAGCCGCCGGCGCCUACGGUGGUGGUGGCGGCAGCGCAAGUUGUGAAGGAUGCUGUUGACCGGAGCUUCGACCGGGAGGUUUCGCUCCCGCGGUUGUCCAGCGGGAGCAGCUACGCCGGGAGCUUGUUCACGCUGGACGGCACCGCCACAUUCUCCAGCGACGUCACGAAAGACGAGUCGUCGUCGUUUCAAGUCUUCACUGAAGAAGACGCGAGAAAAAAACGAGAAGAUGAAGAAAACGUAAAACGGAAUUCCUUGCAGAAGUAUAAAGAGAGCUACUACCUGCAACUUGCGUUGGCGCAGAGACUCUCUUGUAUAGCAAGCCUCGCCUCUGAACCUGUUCUCACACUCGACGCUGGCACCGAAACCUGGGACGCUGAAUCCGUUUCGUAUCGUUUAUGGGUGAGUGGGUGUUUGUCGUACACGGACAAGAUAUCGGACGGUUUUUACAACAUAUUGGGCAUGAAUCCGUACCUGUGGGUGAUGUGCAAUGAUGUGGAGGAAGAAGGGAAGCGUAUACCGACUCUAAUGGCGCUUAAGGCGGUUGAACCAAGCGAGACUUCCAUAGAGGUGGUUCUUUUCGAUAGACGCGAGGAUUAUCGGCUUCAGGAGCUUCAAGAUAAAGCCCAGGAGUUAUAUUCUGCUUCGGAGAACGCGUUGGUGCUGGUUGAGAAACUCGGAAAACUCGUUGCCAUAUGCAUGGGGGGUACGUUCCCUGUGGAGCAAGGAGAUCUACACAAGCGAUGGAAGUUGGUUAGCAAGAGGUUGAGGAACUUUCACCAAUGUGUUGUGCUUCCAGUUGGUAGCUUAUCCAGUGGACUCUGUAGGCAUCGCGCGAUUCUCUUCAAGAGAUUGGCAGACUAUAUAGGUUUGCCAUGUCGCAUUGCUCGAGGUUGUAGGUACUGUGUUUCAGAUCAUAGAUCGUCUUGCCUUGUCAAGAUUAAAGAUGACAGACAGCUCUCAAGAGAAUAUGUAGUUGAUCUGGUUGGGGAACCAGGAAAUAUCCUUGGCCCAGAUUCCUCAAUUAAUGGAGCAUAUUUGUCAUCAAUACCUUCCCCAUUUCAAAUUUCUCAUUUGAAAGAAUCCCAAUCUCCAUAUGUGGAUGUUACAGCAUAUUCUCAAUCUCUUGAUAACACUUAUUUAGGCUGUCUACAGGAAGAUCAACGAGUUGAUGAAAAUGAUCGGCUGAAAAAUAAUAAUGGUUCUACUUAUGCUGUAAUAGAUCAAACUCGUGGAGGAACAGAAAAACCUCUAUUUCCUUGUGGCUUGAAAGGGAAUGAUAAGGAAUGUGCUAUUCUGGGUUUAUUAAAUUUUCCUCCCAGCUAUGAAGGUGUUUCUGAAGAUCUUCACCCAGUCUCUGGAGCAUCGAUAAAUGAAUACCCCAGUUUCAGUAAAGAUUCAGUUGUAGUUAUAGAAGCUUCCAAAGAGAUCGUUGUAAAGGGAAAUUCUGGGGUGAAAGAUAUCUAUAAGCAAUCUAUACUGAGCUCAUCCAGUGAAUCAGAACAGGAACAAGUAAAAAAUAAACUUGAAAAUCAGGGUGCUGGUAAUAUUCCAAGAUACUUGAAUCUUGAACCAUCACUUGCAAUGGACUGGCUUGAGAUACCAUGGGAAGAUUUACGAAUCAAAGAACGUGUUGGUGCUGGAUCAUUUGGGACAGUGUAUCGUGCUGAAUGGCAUGGAUCCGUUGCCAUAAUGAAACGAGUACGCCAUCCAAAUGUGGUGCUUUUCAUGGGUGCAGUUACUAAACGUCCACAUCUAUCUAUUGUAACAGAAUAUUUGCCUCGAGGCAGUUUAUUCCGCUUAAUACAUAAGCCAGCAUCUGGUGAGAUUCUAGAUCCAAGGAGAAGAUUACGGAUGGCUUUAGACGUGGCGAAAGGGAUCAAUUAUCUCCACUGUCUGAAGCCUCCAAUUGUUCACUGGGAUCUCAAAACCCCGAACUUGUUAGUGGACAGAAAUUGGACUGUCAAGGUGUGUGAUUUUGGAUUGUCCAGAUUUAAGGCGAACACUUUCUUAUCAUCAAAAUCUGUUGCUGGAACACCUGAGUGGAUGGCUCCAGAAUUUCUUCGUGGAGAACCUUCAAAUGAGAAGUCUGAUGUUUACAGUUUUGGGGUUAUCCUGUGGGAAUUGGUGACCCUGCAACAACCGUGGAAUGGACUUAGUCAUGCCCAGGUGGUUGGAGCUGUCGCUUUCCAGAAUAGGAGGCUUGCCAUCCCUCCAAACAUCUCCCCAGCGUUGGCCUCUCUCAUGGAAUCUUGUUGGGCUGAUAAACCUGCUGAUCGCCCAUCAUUUGCAAGCAUAGUUGAGUCGCUAAAAAAGCUACUGAAGUCACCAGCUGAUGCGAUUAAAAUGGCACUGACACUAUCACCUUCACAGAACGCGAUUCCAGAUUUGAGAUUCAAGAUUUGGAAGCUUCCAAUGGAUAAAGAGAACUCGGCGUUGAACGACAUCGUUUUGCAGGUGGUCAUGGUCGUGGUGAUGGUCCUCUCCUACCUCUUCAUGCACGACGUCCCCAAGAAGCUGUGGACCAAUCUCCGUCUCCGCAACCGCGCCGACAUCCAAGCCAAGCGCCACUUCGUCCAAGGAGCCCAGCUCCUGGCCCGCGCCCGGGCCUCAAAGUCUAAGGCCCUGGCCAAAGAAGCCCAAGCCCAGGCCCAGCGCGCCAUCGCCCUUGACCCCCGUGACGCCGCCCCCCACCUCCUCAAAGCGCUCGCCCUCGACUUCCUCGGCCUCCGCUCCGCCGCCCUCGACUCCCUUGACGAGGCCCUCUCCCCCCUUGCUGCCACCUCCCUCUCCCACUCUGAGCGCGCCGACGCACUGCUUAAGCGCGCCGAGCUCAGACUCGCCUCGACUCAGCGUGGCCGAGUCGACUCGGCCCUCGCGGAUCUCGCCGAGUCCGUCAAACUCAGCCCCAACAACGCGAAGGCGUUCUUCUCGCUGGGAGAGUGCUUCGAGCGCAAGAAGAUGAACGACGACGCCGUUAAGGCCUACCAGCAGGCUCUCGAAUUGGAACCUCAGUUGCACGUUGCUCAACAAGCCCUACACAGGUUGGAUUCUUCGCCCAAAAAGAGUUGA